This is a messenger RNA of Nezara viridula (southern green stink bug), 1214 nucleotides long. NCBI's taxonomy places the organism in Eukaryota, Metazoa, Arthropoda, Insecta, Hemiptera, Pentatomidae. The record is from the annotation of a GenBank genome assembly.
UUAUUAUCUAUAGCUAAAGUUUAAUUAUAAAUGUAAUAAUCCUUCGAAAGUAGGAUGUUCACUAAUGUCCAAUAAGACUGUGAAUUACGUCAUUUAAGACUUUUUUAGAUAAAUAUGAAAAAUAGAGGACAUUUUGUAAAUUAUAAAAUUGACCAACCAGAAUCAUUGGACUAAUUAUUGCCAUUUCAAAAAUUGAAUGUCUCAGAAAAUUACGGCCUUUCUCAAGAAAUCUAUCAUGGCAUACGAAAAAUUGCUUCAAUCUCCAAUAAGAGGGUUUUUGUUAGACAUUUCUGGUGUUCUAAAGGAUGGCAGUCAACCCAUACCAGGUUCUGUUGAAGCUGUCAAAAGUUUACAAUCAGCCAAGAUACCCUUUCGACUAGUUACAAAUGAAACUUCACGUCCAGUUAAUAAAAUUUUGAGUACAUUGAAUAUGCUCGGUUAUGAAGUUACUGAGGAAGAUUUAAUCUCCCCUGUUCCUGCAGUUGUUAAAAUUUUAAAGAAUGACAACUUAAGACCGUUUCUCUUGAUCCAUCCAGAGGUAAUUCCUGAUUUUGGUGAUAUUGAUACUUCAAAUCCUAAUUGUGUUGUCAUGGGUGAUGCUGCCGAGUGUUUUCAAUAUAACUUUUUAAAUGAAUGUUUUAGGCAACUAAUGGGAAUGGAAAAUCCCAUCUUAUUUUCAUUAGGCCAAGGAAAAUAUUUUCGAGAUGAGGACGGGCUUGCGCUAGAUGUCGGUCCUUUCUGUAAAGCAAUAGAAUAUGCCACUGGGGUUAAGGCAACCGUUGUUGGAAAACCAAGCCCUCAAUACUUUUUGGAUGCUGUUUGUGAUCUUAAAUUACAACCUAACGAGGUUGUGAUGAUUGGAGAUGAUAUAGUAUCUGAUGUCGGUGGUGCACAAAAUUGUGGUUUGAGAGGUGUUUUGGUUAGGACAGGUAAAUAUAUGCGAGAUCGAGAUGAACCUCAUGAAUCAGUUGUUCCUGAUGGGAUUGUUGACAAUCUUCAGGAAGCAGUUAACCUAAUUUUGAAACAUAAAUCAUAAAUUAAAUGGUUUCUAUGUAUAUUUUUAUUAUACUCAAAUUGAAUAACAAUAUGUGCUUAUGUGAUAAUGUAUAUUUAUUGUAUUAAAUGACAUACUUAUAUUUGAUAGAUAGGUAUUUAUAAAUUAUAACUUUUAUUGUUUAAUCUUCAGACUUUUAUUUUAAUGACGUUAUUUUAUU